GACUGCAGUCACACGUAGAGAGAGAAAGCGCUCCCAUAGCACUGCCGAAUGGCAGAGCAAAAGCGACUCUUCAUUGCUAACUCCCGCCUGCGUGCAUUCGACGUAACUUUUCAAAAAGCUACUCCCCUUCGGAUGUGUAGGUUGUGUCCUUUGUCCACAGUUCGGGCUACUAGCUGGGUUUAUUUUACGCCUGCUACGUUAGUAGUAGCUGGGAGAACCAAACGAGAUGGGGGCGAAGUAGGUGGCUCGCUAGCUAGAUAAGAGUGAAGGUUGGACUGUCUGUACUGCAGGGGCUGUGGGUAGCCUUGGUUGUGGUAUGCGGACUAAGUAGUUAGCAAGGAUACGAUUGAAGAAGGAAAACGCUGAGUUAAGUGUAACGGCAUUCUCGCCUGCUGUGAAGUGAAUGUUUGAACUUGCAGUGUGUUUUAUACACGACUGCUACCUGGUUGCUAGCUAAAAGCGACAUUGAACAGAGAGAGAGGAAAGGAUCAACUUUCCAGCCUGACGCAGAACCGCAAACAUGCAGUUGACGGAGUUCCUUGCUUCAGGAACCUUCCUGAGCCUGCUCCUUGUCCGGUGGUCCGACAGCCUUUCCUUGUCCUCGGAAGAAGCUAACCAGUUCUUGAGGAGACACAGGAGAGCGAAUCACGUUUUCGAGGAGACGAAACAAGGGCACCUGGAGCGAGAAUGUGUGGAAGAGAAGUGUAGCAAAGAGGAGGCGAGAGAAGUAUUCGAGAACGACCCUGAAACAGACUACUUCUUUCCAAAGUACUUAGCGUGCAUGGAGAAGUUCGGAGACACGGACAAGAAGAAACAAGACCUGAUCACCUGUGUUCACAGUGAGUUCCUCGUCUGUCUGUCCUCCUGACUAGGGCUGCAGACA
This is a messenger RNA of Salvelinus namaycush (lake trout), 883 nucleotides long. RefSeq names its product growth arrest-specific protein 6-like. Lineage: Eukaryota; Metazoa; Chordata; Actinopteri; Salmoniformes; Salmonidae. The transcript has 4 exons. The record is from RefSeq and is a predicted model, not a curated record. Bases 521 to 868 code for a protein of 115 amino acids. Gene Ontology annotation, cellular component: extracellular region. Gene Ontology annotation, molecular function: calcium ion binding.